Hibiscus syriacus is the source of this 543-nucleotide messenger RNA. RefSeq lists its product as uncharacterized. The record is from RefSeq and is a predicted model, not a curated record. The coding region runs from base 1 to 543 and encodes 180 amino acids. Lineage: Eukaryota; Viridiplantae; Streptophyta; Magnoliopsida; Malvales; Malvaceae. The transcript has 3 exons.
AUGGAGUUACCAGCUGGCAUUUCUCUCCACACCCUUGAAACUAUCAUAAGUUCUAUUGGCUUUAAACAAGGAAGACUUCUUGUUCGUUAUUUGGGUGUCCCUUUGGUCACCAAGAAACUAACUGAAAAGGAUUGUCAAGCCCUUAUAGACAACAUCAAGAACAUGCUUCACCAAUGGUCAAGAAAGAAGAUGAGUUAUGCAGGAAGGGUGGAGCUCAUCAAGACUGUAUACAGCUUCUAUUUGGAGUUCUCUGCUCCAUCUGUCCAGUUUGAACAUGCAUUUCACCUCCUGGUCCAGUCUGUUGGAGUGAGCAGCAAAUUCAUGGAAGGAUUCUUCCCUGCGAUGAGGGUGAGUGAGCUAAGAAGAAGCAUUCUUGGAAUCAUACAGAAAGAUGGAGAGUCACUCUACGACUACUGGGAGAUAUUUAAAAAGCUCUGUGCUAGUUGCCCGCAACAUGUGUUGAUUGAGAAAACCCUUCUUCAAUAUUUCUACGAAGGUUUAACUCCUCUAAAAAUGAAGAUGAUAGAUGUUACCAGUGAAUGA